AUGAAUCUUCAGAAGUAUUUAAAUAGCUCAUUAUCUGAAAGUAAUGAAUUUCAUAGUUCACCAUCCACCUCGGCUUCAAUAGGAUUUAAUAGUGAAAAUACCCAGAUUGAAUCGGAUAAAAUUUCCAACAAUCAAUGUGAUUCUAUCGCAAUUACGAGUAAUUUUGUUCUUAAUAACAUUAAUAAAACAAUUAUUCCUGAUACUGCAAACAAUGACAUAAAUAAAGAAUCACAUUUAGUUCAAAAUUCUCCUGUUACAAUCGAUAAUAAUAUAUAUGAUCAUGAUCCAGCUUUAUGGCCUAAAGUUAUAAGUUCUAAACUAAAAGAUUUAAUAAUUUCGUAUGGCCCUAGACAAGUGUUUUUAAAACAAUAUCCAAAGGAUGAUAAAGAUCGACAUUUUUCAAGUAUUCAUUAUUCUCGUACACUCCCAAAUAAUGAACUUAUUCCUCGGCGUUGGCUCAUAUAUUCCGAAAGUUCAGAUAGAGUAUAUUGUUUUUGUUGUUUAUGUUUUCACCAAGGAUCAAGAUCUUCUCUGGCAAAUACGGGCUUCAAUGAUUGGAUUCAUUUAUCAUCCACCUUAAAAUCUCAUGAAACCUGUAGUAAUCAUAUUUUAUCUUAUACUAAGUGGAUAGAAACUGAAUUAAGACUUAAAAGUGGGAAAUCAAUUGAUCACUUGGAACAGUUACUAAUUCAAAAAGAAUCUGAGCGCUGGAAUCAAGUUUUAACACGCUUAAUGAACAUUGCCUUAUACUUGGCAGAAAAUAACAUAGCUUUCCGCGGAGUUUCUGAUAAACUUUACAGUCCGAAUAAUGGAAAAUAUCUUGGUCUUAUUCAAUUGUUUGCCAAGUUUGAUCCUAUAAUGCAGAGGUAUUCAAACUGUGCGUCGCGGCUCCCAGGGGCGUCGCGGGAGUUGUCGAAGGGAGCCGCGUCAUAUAAUUGA
Messenger RNA from Melanaphis sacchari, 939 nucleotides. Its product is annotated as zinc finger MYM-type protein 5-like. The record is from RefSeq and is a predicted model, not a curated record. The transcript has a single exon. The coding region runs from base 1 to 939 and encodes 312 amino acids. NCBI's taxonomy places the organism in Eukaryota, Metazoa, Arthropoda, Insecta, Hemiptera, Aphididae.